Molecule: messenger RNA, 5754 nt
Organism: Tetrahymena thermophila SB210
Lineage: Eukaryota; Ciliophora; Oligohymenophorea; Hymenostomatida; Tetrahymenidae
Product: transmembrane protein, putative
Exons: 6
Source: RefSeq, a predicted model, not a curated record
AAAAAAUUAUUAAAAAACAAAAAACCAUUGAAUAAACAAAUAGCAAAAAAUAAAUAUCAAGAAGUCACUAUUAAAUUUGCAAAGAGAAUAUAAUCACUUCUCACUAUGAGCCUCCUUUAAAUAGCAAUAAAUACCAUUUUUAUUGGUCUAUUACUUGAUCUAGUUUAUACCUAAACAGUGCCUACUCUAGAUAUUAUUCAAACUUGUGAAAAAGAUCCAACUUAAAUGUAUGCUUACAACCAAUGUGUCAAUUGGUAAAGCAAUUGCAGCUUUAUAGAAGGGACUAUUUCAGGUGGAACUUGUACAAAACCAACAGUAACUUCUACAGCAUGCCUGCAACCAGGUUUUUUGAUUAACGCAUCGAAUAAUUGUGUUGAUUGUAGAACAGAAUAAUAAUGUCUUCUCCAAUGUGAUGGAUUUUGGAGCUACAGCCUUUAAACUUGCUUAAGAUAGACUUAUAAAUCUUUUAAGAGGUCUAAUUCUGGAGUUUUAUGUACUUCAUUUACAAAUUAAAUAGACUGUAAUUAAUGUAGAGACUAACAGUUUGCAUUUAAUUCAUCUACUUCCAAAUGUUUAAAAUGUCCUCCUUCUUAGUGGAAUUCCCAAACAAUGACUUGCAAUUUUAUGUCAAGUUGCAGCAACAAUAGUGGCCUCGGUCUAUCUACAGCUCUUAGUAAUUGUGUUGUGUGUUAUGGUGAAACAACACAAAAAUAUUUAAGUUUAUUUUCAUAAUCAUGCGAAGUAUGCCCAUCAGAAUGCACACAAUGCGGAGGCUAUACUAAUUGCUUAGCAUGCCAAAAUAACUUCUCUUUGUCUACAGACACAACUAACUUACCUGGAGUCUGCGAAUGUAAAAAUGCCUACUCUUUUGAUGGAUCUAACUGUAAUCCAUGCAAAACUAAUUGCACUAAAUGUAAAGGUGAUGGUACUUGCUUACUUUGCUCUCAAAACUAUGGCUUAAAUACAUCUACAAAUACAUGUGUUAAAUGUGCAGUUUUUAAUACUAAGAACCCCACUAUUUGUGACAUACCAGUUCUUGCUUUCUGCUAAACUCCUUCAUCAGAUGGAAAUUUUUGCUUAUAGUGUUAACAGUAAAACCAAGUUUUCGACACAGUAGCAUAAUAUUGUGUGUGCUAAAACAAUUAGAUUUAGGAUAUAAAUACAGGAAUAUGCUCAAGUUGCUCCACUCUUUUCGCGAAUUGUUUAACAUGUACAACAACUAGCUGUCUCAGCUGCACUGAUCCGAAUUUUACAUUGAACAACUCAACGGGUUGCAAAUGUUCAGGUAUCAUUUAAAAUGGAUUAUGUCUCUAAUGCAGUAAUCUUAUUUCUAAUUGCAUGUCUUGUUCCACAAAUGGUUAAACAUGUAAUUAAUGUUUUUAAGGAUAUGGAUUAGCAGCAAAUAAUAGUUCUUGCUAUGCAUGUAAUACAAUAGACCCUAACUGUGUAUCAUGCAAUAGCUCAAAUGUUUGCAGUUAAUGCAAUAAUGGGUAUAUUCUAAAUUAGUAAACAAAUAAAUGUGUUUGUGAUACUUCCUCUAAUUAAUAUGCUUUAGUCAAUGGAUUCUGCUAUAAUUGCAGCAACUCGUUAACACAAUGUAAAUAGUGUAGUGUCAACUCCCAAAAUAGUGGAUUAAUAUGUAUAGCAUGUAAUGAGCCGUUUGUUGCAGUAAAUGGAUAAUGUCAACUUUGUGCAUAAGGAUUUUAUUAAUCUGGAAACUAAUGUUUGGCUUGUUCUCAGGCUAAUUGUAAGCAAUGUACAAGUACUGAUUGCUACUAAUGCAUAAGCGGAUUUACUCUUAAUAACAAUACUUGCACAUGUAUUACUCCUAUGAUAGUAGAUAGUGAUGGAAUUUGUAAAACUUGCUCCACAAAAUUUGGUAGUUUAUGUUAGACGUGUAGUACUUCCGCUUGCACUACUUGUGGAGGAAUAAAUUAUACUCCUAAUUCAACUGGCUGCUAAUGUGUAAAAGGCGUUGAAAAUACCGCAUAACAAACAUGCGUUUCUUGUCCUACAAAUUGCUCCACAUGCACAAGCAACACAAAUUUUACUUAGCUAACAUGUACUCUUUGUUCUUCAGGGUUUAAAUUAAUGUCAGACGGAACUUGCAGUACAUGUCUUAGUAAUUAGUAUUAUAAUUCCACCACAAAGACAUGUAAUUCUUGCAGCUCUAACUGCUCUGGAUGUGCUGAUGAUUAAAAUGGUGGGCAAUGCUCUGGAUGCACAAACGGUUUUAUUUUAUCUGCAUAGCUUACUUGUGUUUGUAACGGUUCUAAAGCUUUGGCAGCUGAUCAAGUUAAUUGUGUAAAUUGCUCAACUUUAUAUGGCUCAAAUUGUGCAACUUGCGAUUCAAGUGCUUGCCUUACUUGUAUUUCUAACUAUUAUUAAAAUGCAAGUGGAACCUGCAUAACCUGUUCUUCUGGAUAAUAUUUUUCAAACUCCUCUAAAACCUGUGUUAACUGCCCUAGCAAUUGCUCAGCUUGCUCUCCUUUGACAGGAGUAUGCACUACAUGCAUAAAUAAUUAUGAUCUUAAUUCUUAAGGUUAAUGUGUUUGCCAAGAUACUAAAGUGCUUAACAGCUAAAAUAGUUGUAUUUCGUGUUCAAGUAUUAUCUAGAAUUGUUCUACUUGCUCUUCUACUACUUCGUGUAGCAGCUGCUCUAGUCCUUACAAAUUAAUGAGUAAUAAUUAAUGUGCAUAGUGUGGAAGUUCAUAAUAUUAUUUAACUUCAUAAAAAACAUGCUAAAAUUGUCCAGUGAAUUGUUCUGCCUGCAAUGACGAUACUGCUCUAUGCACAGGUAACUGUUUAAAUAAUUACAGAUUAGAUACAACUACAAGUUAGUGUGUUUGUAAUAAUGAUAGAGCUCUUUUUAAUAACAAAUGCACAAGCUGCUCAAGUCUAUAUGCUAAUUGCACAUAAUGCAACAGUAGCUAAUGUACUGCUUGUAAUGCUCCUUACGUCUUAACCCCCAGUGGCUGUUAGCUAUGUCCUUCUGAUUCAACAUAUAUUUCAUCAAAUAGUUCAUGCAGCAAAUGUAAUAGCUUAAUUAAAAACUGUCUAAGCUGCUCGUCAACUACUACCUGUACUGCCUGUUACACAUAACCUUUUAAAUUAUCUUCUGAUGGUUCCUCAUGUAAUUGUCCAGAUGGAAAUUAUCUAGUUCCCGCCAGCUAAUCAGGUACCAACGAUUAAUGCAUACCAUGCAUUAAUUUUGACUAAAACUGUGUUAAAUGUUCAGGUAAUAAUUUGUGCACUUUAUGUGCUAAUACCUACUUUUAUGAUUCUAGCCUUUAGAAGUGUCGUUAAUGUAACAAAAAUGAAUAUUAUAACUACAUUCCUAGCAAUAAUAUUCAAGCAUGCAUCAACUGCAAUUAAUUAGAUCCUAAUUGUUCUUCUUGCUCUAAUUCUUCAACUUGCACUUAAUGCUUUAAUAAUUAUGAUUUAAACUCUGCUAAUACAGCUUGCAUAUGUGCUAAUACUAAAAUAUUAGCACCUAGCCCAGCAAACAAUAAUAUAAAUACAUGCUAAUUAUGCUCUACCGUAGUAGAUCCGCAUUGUUUAUAAUGUGAUUCUUUAAAUCAUUGCUCUUAAUGUGCUUAAAAUUUUAAUUGGGAUCCUAAAUCUUUGCGUUGUAUACCAAACAUUGCUAUUUCUAUCACAAACACUGUCUAAAACUCUUAAAAUAAUUAUGCUAUAGGAGAUACCUUUUAACUACAAAUAAUUAUACCACCCGCAUUUUAAUCUUCAGCUCUUAAUAUAACUAUUUUAUACUAUGAUUCUAUAGAGUAGUAUAGUUAAGAGUUCAACAUUCUAUAGAAUUAAAAUGUAACAAAUGAAAAUAUACCUUAUCUUCUUAAUAAAUGUGUUGUGUAUUCCUAAGAUAAUCUUAUGUAGAUUCCUAAUCCUAAAUACACAAAGGUCACUCAAAGUGAUGGGUCAACUAUAUUGUAAAGGAUAGAUAAUUUUUUGCUGCAUGAAGGUAAUGUUAGAUUUGUUUAUUUAGUCUAAAGUCAAAAUUCUAGCUUCAAAAAAUACUUUGGCACAAUUGAUAUUAGUCUUGUUAGAGCCUUUUAAAAUUUAAAAAGUUUGUCUUUCUAAGUGAAUCAAUAUCUUAAUACUUACAACUAAUUCUCAUUAUACAAUAUUUUCUAUUAGAUUUACAUACACAAUCAGUAAAUUUGCUCAAAUGAUACUCAGUGCAAUUUUGGUAGAUGCUAAGCAUCUGAAUCAAAUUGUGUGUGCAAUCAAAACUACUUACUCUUUGAUUGCUCUGACUAUAUGACUUUCUAAUAUGAUCAAACUAUUAAUGGUUUAUACAAUGCCCUGAUAUUAAGCAACCCUAUUUCAUAUUAAGAUGUUUUUGUUAGUGAUAAUUUACCAAAGCUUGUGACAUCUACAUCUUAUACAUCAAAAAUAGGAGUUUAAAAUAAUCUCAAGGAAAUCAAUGAUAUUAUAAACACUGAAAUUAUUGAUAACAAUUAGCAAACUAUCAUAGACAACAUGAUACUUAAUGUAAUGAAUAGUAUCUCUUAUGCAAUCAAGAAUGAGAGUCCUGAUUUUACAGCAAAUGAUAUUUCUAGUGCAAUAAAUAGCUUGGAAGGAAUCAUUCAAAAUCUUCUAAUUGACUAUGAUGAAGGCGUCGGAUAUGGUACAAAAGAUAUGCAGCUACUAGCUAAGAUUAACAGAGAUCCAACAAGAAUUAUUACUUAAGCAAGCACUAAGUAAAUAUUUGAUCCUACUUUUGAUACAACAGGUGAGCUAUUUGAACCUUCAAUUUAUGAAUCUGUUGGACUCUAAAUAUCUAUCAAUCGUUACUCGUUCAAAGUAAAUCCUCACAAAUUGAGUAACCCCAUCUUUAAAAAUUAAGCUCGCUUCUAUCCAUUGAUUAUGUACAUUACAAGCAGGUAAAACUAAACACUUAGUAGUAGAAUGCUUUAAUCUGACUUACCUUUAAUUCCAUUUAAGAUUAAUAUAACUUUUACAUUUGAUGUUUAUUAACCUUAACUUUUAAAAAAUCUUGUCUGCCUAAGUCUUGUUGAUUUGAACUCUGACUAAUAUUAGCUUUGUAGCAGUAUUUAAAUUUAAAAUUAGUAAGUAAUAUGUGAAUGUGAAAACUCAGCUACUCUUUAUGAAGACUUAAAUUACCACUUCCUUGCUAAACCAAAAAGUGAUGAUAAUGGAAAUAGUCAAGCCCCUUUGUCAAUGGUAAUUACUGUAAUAGUACUUUCGCUUCUCCUAACUCUUUUGCUAAUAAUAUAAAUCAGAAAUAAUAAAUCAAGAUAUAAUUCUGGUAAAUUGGAUGAAGCAUAUGCAAAAGUAAAAGCCCAAAUUUUAGCAAGAAAGAAAAUGUUGUAAGAGUAGGAGUAGUUGGGAAUCAAUACUGAGAUGAAAGAAAUGCGUAGAAGCUAAGUUACUUAAUCAAAUUAUCUCCAAGAUAAGUCAGGAGAGCUGAAACAUACAGAUAGUAUUUUUAAUAAUUAGCCUAUUAUCUCUAAAUUAGGAAAUAAUAAAGCACUUUUCUACAACUCAGAAAUUUAAACUAAUUACGAUGAUGAAUCUCCUAAAAAGUUUUAAGAUAAUUUAGAUUUCUAUGGUAUUAAUAAGCAAAGCGUAAAGACUUAUGAUCCUAAUAUGGCAACUCCUGGUAUGGAAUAAUAUUUUGAUGACAAAAUAAUAAAAGAUAAGAUAAAAAGAAACUCAAACAUGUAAUUUGAAGAUGAAGAGUCAAACAACGAAUAAAAAAACUCUGAUUGA